Messenger RNA from Acanthosepion pharaonis, 1254 nucleotides. NCBI's taxonomy places the organism in Eukaryota, Metazoa, Mollusca, Cephalopoda, Sepiida, Sepiidae. The record is from the annotation of a GenBank genome assembly.
AUGUCUAUCAUCCAAGGUUUCAAAUGGUACGUGAAGGGAAAACCUUUUUCUUUUUUUCUGCUUGCUCCUUCCCUUUACCACCCAAAACGUGAGGGCAAUGCGCCGAUCAGCGUUCAAAUCAGUCCAUCAAUUUAUUCGGAGACACGACACCAAUCGCGUUUUAAUCUAUCUAUCUAUCUAUCUAUCUAUCUAUCUACAAAAGUCUUUGAUCAAUAUCUAUCUAUCUUCUAUCUAUCUAUCUAUCUAUCUAUCUACAAAGUCUAUCUAUCUAUCUAUCUAUCUAUCCUAUCAUCAAAGUCCGUUAAUCUGUGUUCUAUCUAUCUAUCACAAAGUCUGUUCAUAUCUAUCUAUUACAAAGCUGUUCAUAUCUAUCUAUCUAUCUAUCAUAUCUAUCCAUCUAUCUAUCUAUCUAUCUAUCUAUCUCUAUCUAUCCAAGUCUUUAAUCUAUCUAUCUAUCUAUCUAUCUAUCUAUCUAUCACAAAGUCUGUUCAUAUCUAUCUAUCUAUUACAAAUCCAUCCACAGUUCCAUCCAUCCGCUCCAUGAUCUAUCUAUCUAUCUAUCUAUCCAUCCAUCUAUCUAUCUAUCUAUCUAUCACAAAGUCUGUUCAUAUCUAUCUAUCCAUAUCUAUCUAUCUAUCACAGUCUAUUUAUAUCUAUCUAUCUAUUUCCAUCAUCCAUCCAUCACAGUCUAUCAUCAAAAAUCUGUUCAUAUCUAUCUAUCAUCUAUCUAUCUAUCCAUUCAUCUAUCUAUCUCAUCUAUCUCUCUAUCUAUCUAUUACAAAGCUGUUCAUAUCUAUCUAUCUAUCUAUCUAUCUAUCUAUCUAUCUAUCUAUCUAUCCAUCCAUAUAUCCAUCUAUCUAUCAUAUACAAAGUCUGUUCAUAUCAUCCAUCUAUCUAUCCAUCCAUCUAUCUAUCUAUCUAUCACAGUUGAUCUAUCUAUCUCCGUUCAUAUCUAUCUAUCUGUUCAUCUAUCUGAUUCAUCUUAUCUACAUUGAUAAAGAAGCUGUCUAUAUUAUCUAUCUAAAUCUAUCUAUCAUUCAUCUAUCUAUCACAAAGCCUGUUCAUAUCUAUUUUAUCUAUCUAUUUAUCUAUCUAUCUAUCUAUCUAUCAUCACCAGUCUGUUCAUAUUUUUCUAUCCCUAUCUAUCUAUUUAUUUUUUCUAUCAAAGAUAUCCAUGUUUUUGUUGGAUUUCAUAUCUAUCUAUCUAUCUAUCUAUCUAUCUAUCUAUCUAUCUAUCUAUGUGAGGAUGUUUGA